Molecule: messenger RNA, 1881 nt
Organism: Medioppia subpectinata
Lineage: Eukaryota; Metazoa; Arthropoda; Arachnida; Sarcoptiformes; Oppiidae
Source: the annotation of a GenBank genome assembly
AUGGACACAAUGUCUGACCAUUUCGGUGCCGUAGACUAUGUGGUGUUCAUCGGUAUGUUAAUGGUGUCCACAAUCAUAGGGCUAUACUAUGCGUGGAAAGACCGCAACAACACUGAUGAAGACGAGUUCCUGAGGGGGGGCAAACAUAUGUCGAUACUUCCGGUUACCAUAUCGAUUAUGGCCAGUUUCCUGCCGAGCACUGCAUUCAUAGGCUUUCCAACAGUGGUAUACGCGACGGGAACCAUGUUGUACUUUAUCAUAAUACCAGCCAUUUUGGCCGCAUUCAUAGCCUGCGAGCUCUUUAUUCCCUAUUUACAAAUCUUAGCGAAUAUAUCGGCGCUGUUAUGUAUGAUACCAUUCUUCGGGGUUGAGCUAUUCGCGCCAUCCAUAGCCCUAUCAAUUGUCACCGAUAUGUCCAUCACAUCAAGCAUUUUAGUCAUCGGUUUUAUUGUUACAAUAUAUACCUCAUUGGGUGGUCUAAAGGGUGUCAUAUGGACCGACUUCUUCCAGUUCUGUGUUAUGAUCAUUGGACUAAUGGCUGUUGUUAUCAGAGGCGCAAACAUAUCGGGAGGAAUGGCCAACGUUUUCGAGAGGGCUCACGCGGGCGGACGUAUUGAGUUCUGGAACAUGGACUUUGACAUCUACUCAACAAGCUCGUUUUGGGUUAUGAUGCUGGGCUUCAUAGUGCUAUACAGCGGCACAUUUAGCACCAAUCAAAUGCAAAUACAACGGGUUGUUUGUAUGCCUAGCCUUCGGGCCGCUAAGAGAGCCCUAUACUUCGCGACACCCGGUUAUGUACUCGUGAUUGUGUUGUGUCUGACAACCGGUGUUAUGAUGUUUGCCAGAUAUUACGACUGCUGUCCACUGGUUACCGGUCGCGUCAAACGUCCGGAUCAAAUGCUACCGUUCUUCGUGCUGGACAUCUUUGAGGGCGACUAUCCGGGUCUUCCCGGAAUGUUCGUGGCUCUGGUAUUUGGCAGCUCUUUGAGUACUCUGUCGUCGGGUCUAAACGCCAUGGCGUCCAUUAUUUGGGACGAUUACGCCCGCAAAGUGUUUCACUUCUUGCCCGAUAAGUACAGCGUUUACGCCACUAAACUGUUGGCCAUUUUGAUCGGAAUUGUGUCCAUAAGUAUGGCGUUUGUGGCCAAAGAGACCCAAAACAUAGUGGAGGCGGCGAUUAUGCUUUACGGCGCGUCCAAUGGGCCCCUCUUUGGGCUCUUCUGUUUGGGUCUAUUCUUUCCGUGGGCUAACGCUAUCGGAGGCGCCGCCGCUCUCAUCGUCGGCCAGAUUAUAUGCUUUUGGAUUACAAUCGGAUCCGUUUCGGACAAGAGAGACCCGACGACUAUGGCGCUGGCCUUAACCACUGUGGGCUGCGAUGCGCUAAACAUCACUUAUUACAGCCAAAACAUUACGGACGUGCCCUUGGCUUUCAUGCAAACAUAUAAAGUACCACGUUAUCACCCCAAAGGCAAUGACAUAAUCCAUCACAUCUCUCCAUUCUUCGUGCCGUUCAUCGGUUUCUUUGUGUCACUAAUUGUGGGAAAUAUCGUAAGUUUGGCGACAAAAGGCAAUAAAGACCGGCGUUUAGACAAAAACCUGAUUAACAUCACUGCCUGUUAUUAUUUGGAGAAACUGUUGCCCGAGAGUUGGCGUCAGUUGCAGAACGACAGACCCGUGCGUCGGGUCAGAGACGGCCACUCGUCGCCCAAUAAUCAGCCGACAGACAAACCGAUGGUCGCAAUGAGACAACUGAAUCGCCGUUUGGGCGUAACCGACGACAACAACGGCGACGAAGACCAGGAGAUAGUGAAUCCGUUGCGCAACGACCAGACGGCCAACAUUUAUCCACGAAUACCACCGAUCGCUCGCACAAACGUAUAG